This is a messenger RNA of Asterias rubens (European starfish), 3883 nucleotides long. RefSeq names its product forkhead box protein L1-like. Lineage: Eukaryota; Metazoa; Echinodermata; Asteroidea; Forcipulatida; Asteriidae. The transcript has a single exon. Gene Ontology annotation, biological process: regulation of transcription by RNA polymerase II; anatomical structure morphogenesis; cell differentiation. Bases 432 to 1796 code for a protein of 454 amino acids. The record is from RefSeq and is a predicted model, not a curated record. Gene Ontology annotation, molecular function: RNA polymerase II cis-regulatory region sequence-specific DNA binding; DNA-binding transcription factor activity, RNA polymerase II-specific.
UGCUAUUGGCUAAGGGCACACCAGGCAGCUUACGGCACGAGUUAAGUACAGGGGGAGUUUAAAGGAUUGCUUUAUAGCUGUGUGUAUGAUGUGUACAUGUACGUACAAGUUGGUGUGGGUGGGCUGUACUAGUUAUUAGUAGUAUGCGCAGACAGCCACGCUUAAAAAUCACUGUUGCAUUUGUACUGCCUCAUGCCGGAAAGUCAGCCUAAAAACGAACAUACAACAACAUUAAACAAUCCUAAAACAAAAUAGUGGACUACGUCAAGAAUAACAGUGGUCCGCCUUAAAUGAGAGGAGCUUUGCUGCACAGCCGUCCAUAAGUAAAUCUGAACCCGUCCCAGGUGUGUCCUCGCUCGCUAAACACUGGACCCACCGGACUUUGUAUAUUGCAAUUAGUAGACCUAACUUUUAGAAACUCUUCAUUCAAUAUGGCGUCUUUGGGAGCUCUGUAUCCUGGUUUUCCUCACCAUCCUGGACAUUAUAUACUAGCCAGUCAUCAUAACCCGUACUUCUACAGCGCAAGGGAGAUGGGGUACGCUAACCCGAUGCAACUGGGGAUGCUGACACCGAUGGAUCGCCGGGAGGCACCCCAGAAACCACCCUACUCCUAUAUUGCCCUGAUAGCCAUGGCAAUUAGGAGUGCAUCGGACAAGAAGAUCACUCUAAACGGUAUCUACCAAUUCAUCAUGGACCGUUUCCCGUACUAUCACGACAACAAGCAGGGGUGGCAGAACUCCAUCCGGCACAAUCUCAGCCUGAACGACUGCUUCGUCAAAGUGCCCCGGGAGAAGGGCAAACCGGGCAAGGGCAACUACUGGUCGCUGGCCACCAACUGCGACGAGAUGUUCGAGAACGGAAACUUUCGACGACGUAAGCGACGCCCGAAGUCCGCCAACGGGACCACCACCAAGGGGAGCGGCGAAGGUCAGAAAGGGGACGGGUGUAUUGAUCCUUCUGACCCAGCGAGGGACGACGAUGACGCGGUGUCUGACCGUAAGAAUGACGGUAACCUAAGUCCAGACAACUAUUGUGUGCGACAGGAUGGACAAUAUCAUGAUACGCAGCACGGCGACAUCAGAUGUAGAGAGCUCGACCGUGAUGACAGUGACAAUUCCCAACACGACCAUGACAUCACGUCCGACAGCGACCAAGAGUUCCUCAAUAAGCACCAAACUGUCGUGGGGGCCAGUGCUGUGACCCAGCUUCAAAAACACAGCCCCAGGACUCCCCUGCCGCUAGCCGUCAAAUCGGAGGAGUUUAAAACAAAAAGUUCCUUCUCGAUUGAAAGUCUGCUGGCGUCACCGGGUUCGUAUAACGAGCCGUCCAUAACUCGUAAGAGACCCCGCUCACCGGGCUACAAAUCCGACGAUGAGUCUCUAUGUAAACGUCCCUGUCACCAAGACGACUACGACAACGGACCACGACACGUCAAACCGGUCACAGAACGACACCACCAGACAUUCCAAGGUCCCCUCGCUACCGGAGGAGUGACCCCACGAACGGGCGAAAAUUUCUGGCAGAGGGUCCGCUCGGCAGAGAAAGCCGGCCUCAACGUCCAGGAAAAGUUUCUGACGGAAACAACUCUUCGCUACAGGUCGUACUCCGCCUUUGCCGCCGGGCAGCGUGAGGGAUACUCGCCAUAUCGUGUGCCGUCCGGAGCGUCGCUUGCCCCCACCACACCCCACUACCCCACCCCGGCCACACCGAACAGAAGUUGGACUUAUAGCCCAUAUUUAUCUCCACUGAUUCUAUCCCACCAGCAGGCGGCCGCAUCUCUCGUGUCCUACCACUGAACAAUGCCUCAUUGUAAUAGUAAAACAAUACCAUUUAAGUUUUUAAAUAUUAAUUUCAAACGCCCACUGAUUAUUUAUAAGCCUCACAAUCUGUUCACUUCUCGUGUGUAUAUAUCAUGAUAUUUUUAUGUCACUUAAUAACCAAAUUUUUUUUAAUUAUUGUGCAUUGUUAAUUAACUAAUUGAACCAAUUAUAUUUAUACGUUUGCUGUGUUUGUAAAUAUGUUAACACAACUGAAGUUGUGAACCUUGUUAUUAUACUGAAAUGUGUCUAGUAUGAGAAGGACGUUUUUUUUUAUUCUGCAGUAACAAAACUAGUUAUUAUGCUUUCGAAGUUGGCAUUAUUAUAAUACAAUAACGCAAUGGAAGUUGUAAAAAUAAUGGGGAAAACGUCACUCUAUCUUAUAGGGUGGAUAUGUGCGCAUUACAAGUCUUAUUAUUAUUAUUAUUAAUCUAAACUGGGUUUAGCUUUUGUCCUAACUUUACUGUUGAGGAUGCUGAAAAUUGCAACUUUAAUAAUUUACCGAAGUUGUUGCUUCGAAAGAACAUGUUGUAAAUCACUUUUUUGUUUUAAAUUGUUGACAUUAACACACAAUUGUUCAACCCACUAAAACAUGUUGAUUUUAAUUUUUUGACAAGUCAAGAAAAUGAUUUUAACUUCACUUUAAUGUAAAAUCUUGCAUCAACAAUUAACCAUAUCUACUUCAGAAACCGUGGCUUGAAGAAUGUUGGACAUUGUAGUUGUUUCAUGAUGGCAACAAAAAAGUUGUUUAUUUAUGAUUAUUAAAAUGUGCCUUUGGAGAUAUUGCAAGCUGUAUAGAAAGUAGAAAAAUAGUUCUGCAUUUUAAAGAAAAAAAUAGUUCGCACAGAAACAAAGUAAGGAAAUGAAAGGGUAAAGUUGUUGGAUUUUGGAAAGGGAAUAAAUGUUAAAUCUAUUAUUUAGCUCGAUGCUAAUCAGUUGAGAAAAACAAUUUACUGGUAAAAAAAAAAGACAUGAUAACUAAAAUAAUUCUUAAAUUGUGCUUUGACUGGUUUGAAGAGCUGGCUUCCAUUGUAACAUUUCAAUAUUUUUUAAUGAGAAACAAAUCGACAGUCAUUAUAAAGUAACAUCAAGUAAUUAUUUGUGGCUACAUCAAAGCUUUCUCAAAAUAAACCACAUCCUUUCCGUUUCAAUCAAUUAUGUCUAUUUACAUGCCAUGAAUGUUGAUGAUAUAAAAUACGAGCAUAAUAAUUUGGUCAUAACUGAUGCCGUAACUAUUAAAUUGGAAGCAAUUCCUUGAUUCAAUUUUUCAAUCAGAGUUCAACUGAUCUUUCUCAUCUGUGAUGCUUUGUAUUUAUUUUAUAUUCAGUUAUUUGGGUGGUUUUUUUUUUUUUUCAUUCAAGUUGGGUGGUUUUAAUAUAGGGAUGGUUUUGGCGCCAUAUGCAGUGAGCUCAAAUCAAAGGUAGUUGAACAAAAAUUCCCUCAAAAUAGUUAUACAAAACCACUUUACUUGCAAAAAGCAAUUGUCAUUAUUUUCAGUUUUGAUCCACCAAAGAUUUAAAAAAAAUUAUGUUAUUCCUAAAGUUGAAUUAAGGAUUUCUGAAACUGUUUCGGUCAUCCGAUUCAUUCAUCAAAACCAUUAUCAAUUUAUUAAUUUUGUUGAGUUUGUUUAUUAAUUAAAAUGGUUUCCACCAGAAAUAUAUAAUUUGACAUUAUUUUCCAUUAACUGAGGUGUUGCAAAUUGCACCGGUAUACUGUUAAUUUUCGAAGCACAACACAAAUAACUUUUAACAUAGUUUGUCAUACCUAUUGGUGAUUUUGAAUUAUCUAUGUUACUGUCGAUUGGAUACACUUGAUAUCAAACUGUACUUGUGGUGCAAUUAAAUAUAUCAUUAGUUACACCUCACUCAAAUGUAAAACAUUUUAUGUAUUAUAGGGUUAUAUUAAUAAGCACAAGCCAUUAAUAAAAGUCGGUCAUUAUCACUGGUGAUUACUCCUAAAAAUCAGAAGCACCAACAGAUAUCUGUCUUUAUCCAAGUUAAUUAUAAACAAUUCUAUAUUCCAUUGAUUUGUGAUUAAACAUUCAAAGAGUGAAGAGUGAUGAAGAA